Acomys russatus (golden spiny mouse) is the source of this 2701-nucleotide messenger RNA. It is a transcript of the gene Rtn1, whose product is annotated as reticulon 1. The coding region runs from base 331 to 2670 and encodes 779 amino acids. NCBI's taxonomy places the organism in Eukaryota, Metazoa, Chordata, Mammalia, Rodentia, Muridae. The transcript is spliced from 9 exons. Gene Ontology annotation, cellular component: postsynaptic density; neuron projection. Gene Ontology annotation, biological process: endoplasmic reticulum tubular network formation; brain development; neuron differentiation. The record is from RefSeq and is a predicted model, not a curated record.
GGCCAUUUUCACCUGCGUAAUAACAGGCUUGGGAGUAGGGAAGCGGCGCUGGCACGGCCAGCAGCCUCUGGAGCAGGGGAGGAGCGCAGGCGGCGGCCGCCCUGGGGCCCGGGAGGAAGAGGAGGGGGAGAAGGAGGAGCCGAAGCGCCCAGAGCAGCAGUCGCGGCUCGGCCUGAGUUGCAGCAGAGGCAGCGAAGGCGGCGCGGAGACUCUGCAGCCUCUCGGAGCCCGGAGUCCGGGUGGGGACAGCAGCGGGGAGCGUCUGCACCUCUAGCCACCGCACCUGGGCCUUGCCAAGCAGCCUUCGCCUAGCCCGGGGUACCGCCAGCCAUGGCUGCACCGCCGGAUCUGCAAGAUGAGCCGCUGUCUCUGGCUAGUCCCGGGUCCCAGUGGUUCGGGGGCCGGGGGGAGGGGGAGGACGAAGCGCAGCCGCCGAAAGGGGCCAGGCCAGCGCAGCAGGAUGGGGAGCCUGCCUGGGGAUCCGGCGCUGGAGCUGAGGUAGUGUCGCCGCGGGAACUGUGCUCCGGCCCCGCCCGGUCGCCUCCCGUCGCCAUGGAAACUGCAUCCACAGGUAUGUCAGCUGUUUCUGAUGCCCUGGACCACUCCUCUUCAACACUAAAAGAUGGAGAAGGGGCGUGUUACACAUCUCUGAUUUCUGACAUCUGUUAUCCAUCCCGGGAAGACUCUGCAUACUUUACUGGAAUUCUUCAGAAGGAAAAUGGUCACAUCACCACUUCUGAGAGCCCUGAGGAACUGGGGACCCCUGGACCAUCCUUACCAGAAGUGCCUGGCAUGGAGCCACGUGGCUUGAUGAGUUCUGAUUCUGGAAUAGAGAUGACUCCUGCCGAGUCCACCGAAGUGAACAAGAUCCUGGCUGACCCCCUGGACCAGAUGAAAGCAGAAGCCUAUAAAUACAUUGACAUAACCAGGCCUCAGGAGGCAACAGGACAGGAACAGCAUUACUCUGGCCUAGAAGAUAAAGACUUGGACUUUAAAGACAAGAACAUGGAGGUCUCCACAAAACCAGAAGGGCCUCGUGCACCUGACCAACCAGCUCCUGUGGAGGGCAGGCUCAUCAAGGACCACUUAUUCGAAGAAUCUACCUUUGCUCCUUACAUAGAUGAGCUGUCUGAUGAGCAACACAGAGCGCCUCUGGUCACUGCCCCUGUCCAGAUUACACUGACUGAGAUAGACCCUCCUGUCAUGACUGCCACACAUGAGAUGGUCCCCGAGAAGCAAGACCUGUGCCUGAAGCCAAGUCCUGACACAGUCCCCACUGUCACUGUCUCAGAGCCUGAAGACGACAGUCCAGGGUCUGUCACUCCUCCAUCUUCUGGAACAGAACCAUCUGCUGCAGAGUCCCAGGGGAAAGGCAGCGUCUCCGAGGAUGAGUUGAUUGCUGCCAUCAAAGAAGCUAAGGGGUUAUCGUAUGAAACCAGCGAAAGUCCAAGGCCAGUGGGCCAGGUGGUCGACAGACCCAAAGCCAAGGCCAAGUCCGGGCUGCCUACCAUCCCCAGCCCCCUAGACCAUGAGGCUAGUAGUGCGGAGUCCGGAGACUCAGAAAUUGAGUUGGUAUCAGAGGACCCCAUGGCCUCAGAGGAUGCACUGCCCUCCAGUUAUGUGAGCUUUGGCCACGUGUCGGGCCCACCACCCUCUCCGGCCUCGCCGUCCAUCCAGUACAGCAUCCUGCGAGAGGAGCGUGAGGCCGAGCUGGACAGCGAGCUCAUCAUCGAGUCCUGCGAUGCCUCCUCAGCCUCGGAGGAAAGCCCCAAGCGCGAGCAGGACUCUCCCCCGAUGAAGCCAGGUGCCCUGGAUGCCAUCCACGAGGAGACGGGCACUCGUGCAGUGGAGGAGCGUGCACCCAGCCUCCAGGGCCCAGCAGAGCCCAGCCCGGUGCUCAGCUUCGCCUCUGCCACCCUCCAAUCCCGUCCCGAGCCAUCGUUGGGCGAUGGAGCCCCGGCCCCUGAGCCACCCACAUCACAGCAGAAGCAGCCUGAGGAGGAUGCUGUGAGUUCCAGCCAAAGCCCCACGGCCACCACCGAGGGUCCCGCGCCACUUGGUCCCUGCUUCCUGCCCCCUCUGCCCUUCUUCAACAAGCAAAAAGCGAUUGACCUUCUGUACUGGCGGGACAUCAAGCAGACAGGGAUUGUGUUCGGGAGCUUCCUGCUGCUGCUCUUCUCCCUAACCCAGUUCAGCGUCGUGAGCGUCGUUGCCUACCUGGCCCUGGCUGCCCUCUCCGCCACCAUCAGCUUCCGCAUCUACAAGUCUGUUCUACAAGCCGUGCAGAAGACAGAUGAGGGUCACCCUUUCAAGGCCUACCUGGAGCUGGAGAUCACCCUGUCGCAGGAGCAGAUCCAGAAGUACACAGACUGCCUGCAGCUGUACGUGAACAGCACUCUGAAAGAGCUACGGAGGCUCUUCCUCGUCCAGGACCUGGUGGAUUCCUUAAAAUUUGCAGUCCUCAUGUGGCUCCUGACUUACGUUGGCGCGCUCUUCAACGGCCUGACCCUGCUGCUUAUGGCUGUGGUGUCAAUGUUUACUCUACCCGUGGUGUACGUUAAGCACCAGGCACAGAUUGACCAAUAUCUGGGACUCGUGAGGACUCACAUAAACACUGUCGUGGCAAAGAUUCAGGCUAAAAUCCCUGGCGCCAAAAGACACACUGAGUAGAAGGACGCCCCCGGGCGGGCGGGCGGGCAAA